This is a messenger RNA of Pseudomyrmex gracilis, 1807 nucleotides long. RefSeq names its product probable cytochrome P450 6a14. The coding region runs from base 189 to 1712 and encodes 507 amino acids. Lineage: Eukaryota; Metazoa; Arthropoda; Insecta; Hymenoptera; Formicidae. The transcript is spliced from 6 exons. The record is from RefSeq and is a predicted model, not a curated record. Gene Ontology annotation, molecular function: monooxygenase activity; oxidoreductase activity, acting on paired donors, with incorporation or reduction of molecular oxygen; heme binding.
GUAUACUUCAGUAUCUACACGACAUCUUUAUACUUCAGUAGUCUUGAACCGAACAAGUAACAUCAACUUGUUUUGACCAUUGACGAAACAUUCAUAUCAUAUUCUAACAAUUGUCGAAAAAUAUAACAAAUACAAACAGAUAAGUUAGAUAUAUUUUGUUUAGCUAUCAUUACGGAAAAAAAGGCAAAAUGUUACUUGUAGGGUUAAUAACUGCUCUUGUCGUUGCUCUGUGUUCUGUAUAUAUGUAUUAUAAGUUUGUGGUGUUUACUUUCUGGCGCAAGAAAGGUGUAUUUUAUAUCGAACCUGUUGUACCAGUUGGCAACGUGGCUUCUUUAGUGAUUGGGAAAGUAUCAGUAGGUGAAUUCUUUAGCAACGCUUACUUGAAAUAUAAGGACCAUCGAGCUUUCGGAAUGUAUACAUUUUUCAAGCCGAACCUUGUGAUUGCCGAUCUCGAUCUUGUUCGAACAGUGCUGACCAAAGAAUUUGGCAGUUUCCACGAUCGCGGCUGGUACUGUAACGAAAAAACGGAUCCGUUAUCCGGCACGUUGUUUUUAUUGCCCGGAAAAAAAUGGAGAAAUUUACGUGUCAAGAUGACACCUACAUUUACUUCGGGAAAACUCAAGCAAAUGUUUGGAGUCCUGAAAGAUUGCGGCGAAGAACUCGCGACAUCUUUAGAAAAAGUAGCCAAAACGGAAACAUGCAUCGAAGUAAAAGAAAUAUUUGCAAGAUAUACAACUGACACAAUUAUGUCAGCUGCUUUCGGAAUCAAAUCGAACUGCAUGGAAAAACCGGAUAAUGAAGUUCGGCAUUGGGGAAGAAAAUUCUUUGAAAUGAGUUCUUUUUGGAAUGCGAUUUUUGCGUUUGUACCUGAACUUGCCGAAUUCUUUUCCAUUCCUUUUAUUGAUAGAGGUACCUCAAAGUUUUUUAUUAAUAUGUUUCGGGAUACUGUGCAGUACAGACAAACUCACAAUGUUGUCAGACACGAUUUUAUGAACCUACUUAUACAGCUUAUAGAAAAUGGUUAUGUUGAGCCUGACGAGGAAGUAAAUGCUACCGACACCUCUCCGAGUACGAGUAAGAUUUCUAUGUUGGAAGCGGCUGCGCAAGCAUUCGUCUUUUUCCUAGCUGGCUUCGAAACUUCCUCGACCACUAUGACGUUCUGUUUGUACGAAUUAGCGCUACAUCAAGAUUUACAAAAUAAGCUUCGUCAAGAAAUUGAUGAAGUACUGAAAAAACACGGCGAAGUAACUUACAAUGCUGUGAACGAUAUGACCUAUCUUCAUAAGGUAGUAAAUGAAACUCUUAGGAAAUAUCCACCUCUGCCAAUGCUGAAUCGCAUCUGCACCAAAGCUUUAGACCUUCCAACAACAAAGAUUCACGUACCAGAAGGAACUUUAAUUACUAUACCAGUUCUCGGUAUACAGCGAGAUCCGGCGAUAUAUCCGGAUCCUGAUAAGUUUGAUCCCGAAAGAUUUAACGAAGACCAAAUAGCGGCUAGGCAUCCAUACGCUUUCUUGCCAUUUGGAGAAGGACCUCGAGUUUGUAUCGGUACACGAUUUGGCUAUAUGCAGACAAAAGUUGGUAUCUUAAAUUUCUUAUCAAAGUUCAAGGCUAAAUUGCAUCCCCAAACACCGGUGCCACUCAGUAUCGAUGCAGCGCCUGUUAUAUUAACGCCUAAAGGCGGUGUACAUCUUAUAAUUGAACCGCGAUAACACACUCUAAAGCCGCGGGUAAACUACGCAGAUCAAUUAUGUAACUAUUAAUACCAAGAAUAAAGAAAUUUUUAUCGAUUCCCCUCAGUGUUGCA